AUGGCGGAAGGUUGGCAGGUGCAUCAAAACCCGAGAAGUUUCAAGGCAAGAACCAGGGCAGGGAAGGCUGGCCUCCCUAGAACUGUAAAGACACCUUCGCCGGAAGAGACUAUGCGAGCGGUGAAAUGGCGAACAGAUUGGCGUCCUAACCAAAAUAAACGCUUGCGUUCUUCUAUAGAAGUUGGAAGCCUGGAGGAACAACCGCUUAAGAGACUACGACAUAAAACCAAGAACCAAUGGCGAUUCUGGCUCCCUCAUUCGUCGGAGAUGGAAGGGGAAGAACCACUUCGAGCCCCGUUCGCGGGAGGAAACUCGUCGGAACAAAUACCUAAUUGUGAACAACUGGCACCAGAUGCUGGCCUUGAUCGGCUACUGGCAGUCGGAGAGGGGAUUUUCCCCAAGAAAUUAGACAGGGCAGACAAUCAAUUUGAUCAAGCUGAUCAGAUUCCCUCGGGAGGUGAUUGCCCCUGUGUGCGGCUGGAGGAGGAAAGGGUGGCUGCCCAGAACGAGCCCUCCAUGGCAAGCUCCGCCGCGGAGCAGAAGAGUGAUGGGGUGGCGGCCGCCGCGCUUCUUUGCCAGCGGAUGUGGAGGCACGAUGCUAGGGCGAUUAGGAUAGGUUCGAAUCAACCGACCCCUCUUCUGUUGUGCGGGAUCUUCGGGAGAGAUAUCCGGAGAAAUUUGCUAAGACAUCCUAAGCGGCAUAGGUCUCCGAAAUCAAGUGGAAUUCGAAUUCCAAAUAAUCACUGGGAAGCCCGUCUCUGCCUGGGACACUCGGACUAUUCAGUCUAUAAAAACAGAGGGCUGAAGUCUACCAGGCCACCAAAUCUUGAGCGGUGGUGUGCGAGUUUUUCACAAACCCAACCGACCGUCACGGCGGCUCACUUGUCCCGGCGGCGACGGAAGCUGCAGAGCGGUGGGUUUUGGCCUUCGGGCUAA
Linum trigynum is the source of this 936-nucleotide messenger RNA. The record is from the annotation of a GenBank genome assembly. NCBI's taxonomy places the organism in Eukaryota, Viridiplantae, Streptophyta, Magnoliopsida, Malpighiales, Linaceae.